This is a messenger RNA of Amborella trichopoda, 2449 nucleotides long. Lineage: Eukaryota; Viridiplantae; Streptophyta; Magnoliopsida; Amborellales; Amborellaceae. The record is from RefSeq and is a predicted model, not a curated record.
UCUCUCUCUCUCUCUUCCGUAGAAUUCAGCUCUUCUCUCUCUCUUCUGUUGAAUUCAGCUCUCUCUCUUUUCUGUUGAAGUAUAUUUCCUGAAGCAAUUUUCAAAAGGUGAAAGCCAAAACGUUGACAGAGACUAAUCUGUUUUUUUGCCUGACCAUUUUGGGUCUCCUGCUUCCUCUUUUCUCUCUGCAUUUUAAAGAAAAAUUCCCUAACUUUGACCGGAUAUCAAAAACCCAAAGCAUGGACCCUUUAAAACUCCCAGCUCUCUCUCUCUGUCUAAAAAUUGGUGACAAUCUCUUCAUUACUUCCUGGGUUUCAGUUAUUUUCUCUUCUGAAGUUUGGUACAAGUCAGUUGAUAUUUUAUCACUUGAAUUUCGAACUUGGAAAAGGAUUUCUUAAGAAGUUCAGGUGAAUUUUGCAGACUACUUCAUGGGGCUCUUGUUCUUUCUAUUUUCUUGUUUCUCUCUCUGUGCAUAAAACAAGUAGAAUUUCCCUUUUUCAGAUUGUUGGUGUUGGGCGCCAUGUUUCUUCUCGGUUUGGACUUUUCUUCCAUUAAUUAGAGAGAAGAUUUCAAUUUCCCAACACUCUUUCUCAAAUUCAAUUUGCUAUAAAACACCAACCGAGGAAAUUGAAAGAGAUGAGAAAAUUGGGAUAGUUUCGCAUAUCACUGUGCAGUCUUUCUCUUGCUAGAACUUGGAUGAACUUAUUGGAGCUCUUGUUCCUCCGUGCUCUCUUCUAUCACUUCGUCAAACGUUCCAUUACAUUCUCAGAGAGGGUAUUUUCAAAAUUCAAGCCCAAAGACUCCAAGAAGAAGAAGAAAGAUAAUGUACGAGAAUAAGUUCCUUGAGACCCAAGAGCCUCCUCCUCCACAUUCCACACAAGAAACUGAAGACUCUUGCCCCACCCCAAACAGUGCACCAAAUUUAGUGAUGGGAAGCCUAGAGGAAUCCCUUAGACUACUGAAUUUCUCUUUAGAAGACCUCCCCCAAAACAACGUGAACGAUGAAGCAGCCCUAAGAAUGGGGAUUCAAGAGCAAAUUGGCUUCGAAUUAGAUCAAGAAAUCAACAGCCAAAUCAUCCAUGAGGUCUUGCAAGAAAACAAUGCAACCCAAUUGGAGCACCACCAUCACAACCAUUGGGAUGAUGCCAAUGUCCAUGACAUGGAUCUCCACCACCAUCAUCAUGACCAUCUUCACCACCACCAUCAAGAACACCAAGAUCAUCAGCAGCUCCCAUGCUUCAAUCCAAAUUCAUUUAGCAACACUCCAUAUAAUGCACCUGACCUUUUAAAUUUAUUGCAUUUGCCAAAGUGCUCAUCUAUGCCAUUCAACAACAGCAAUCUCAAGAGGAGCAGUUUAGAUAUAUUUGGUGAGAUCCCUUCCAAUGAUGCUAUAUCAACAAGUUCAAGCAUGUUAUAUGACCCAUUGCAUAUCACUUUUCCCCCACAGCCCCCUCUACUUAGGGAUCUAUUCACCACAUUGCCCCACAAUUACCACAUGCCAAGCCCUAAGGGCAAUGGGUAUUUUGGGGUUGAUGAAAAGGAGGGAACAAUGUAUCAAGAGGGUGGGGUUGAGGGGAGGCAGUAUGGGAACACAGUGUUGGAGUUUGGGAGGAAGAAUUCUAAAGGGAAAGGAAGGGGGACCAAGCCCUUCACUACUGAGAGGGAUAGGAGGGAGUACCUAAAUAAAAAGUUCAGUACUCUCAGAUCCCUUGUUCCUAACCCAACAAAGGCUGAUAGGGCCUCUAUAGUGGGCGACGCUACUGAGUAUAUAAAAGAGCUCCUGAGAACCGUUGAUGAGCUGAAAAUACUAGUAGAGAAGAAGAGGUGUGGAGGUGAUAGAAGCAAGAAGGUCAAGACGGAUGGCGAAAGUUGUGUAAACAUUGAAAACUCUUCUUCGAAGAACCCGGACGAUCAAACUGAUAGAGAGAGGAAGUUUAAUGGGUCACUUAGGAGUUCGUGGUUACAAAGGACAUCGAAAGAGGGGACUCUGGUUGAUGUGAGGAUUGUGGAUGAUGAAGCUAACAUAAAGCUCACACAGAGAAAGAGAAGGAAUUGCUUGCUCUAUGUAUCCAAGAUCCUUGAUGAGCUUCAGCUUGAGAUAAUCCAUGUCACUGGUGCAAACAUUGGAGACAACUACAUCUUCAUGUUCAAUACCAAGAUCCAUGAAGGUUCUUGUGUGUAUGCAAGUGCAAUUGCCAGUAAACUCAUGGAAGUUGUCGAUAGACAGUACCCACCCUUUUCUCCCCCAUUCUAGUGAAAUCAACAAUCAUUCUGUGAUUUCCAUCAUUUGAGCUUCAUUGGGGUUUCCUCUUUCUUCUGAAGCUUUGAAGAAAAUAAUUUGUGAAUAUGAACAAGUGUGUUUAUGACUAUGGUAGUGUGGAAUAUGAAAUUAAAAGGAUCCCCUAAAAAUGUUUUUUCUCUGGAAGGAAAAUACUUUCAUAUGGCUGAA